Messenger RNA from Fusarium redolens, 1086 nucleotides. RefSeq lists its product as uncharacterized. The coding region runs from base 1 to 1086 and encodes 361 amino acids. NCBI's taxonomy places the organism in Eukaryota, Fungi, Ascomycota, Sordariomycetes, Hypocreales, Nectriaceae. The record is from RefSeq and is a predicted model, not a curated record. The transcript is spliced from 2 exons.
AUGGCCGCUGAGUCUGGGGAGGCAGGCCAGACGGGGCCAAUUGCCGUGUCGUUGCCGGUCAACAUGACCAUCGCGGGCCUCUUCGCCAUAGCGUGCUACAACUGUCUCGAGAUCCUCAUCUCGCUACUGAAUCGCUUCAAACGGCACGAUGGUCUUUAUUUCUGGAGUAUGGUGGUAGCGACGCUGGGGAUUCUGCUGCACAGCAUUGUUGUCGUGUUGAGGUACUACAGCUUGGGGCCGAAUUUCUUGCUCUGCGUUUUGACGUGCGUGGGCUGGUAUGGAAUGGUCACCGGUCAAUCUGUCGUGCUGUAUUCCCGACUACAUCUCAUCGUUGAGGAUAAGUCGAAGACGCGAUGGGUGUUAUACAUGAUCAUCAUCAACUUCUUCAUACUACAUGUUCCGACGACGGUCCUCUUCCUCGGAAGCAACACCAAACACUCGAGCCACUUCAUCGGCGCCUUCAAUAUCUACGAACGCCUUCAACUCGCCGGCUUCUGCAUCCAAGAAACAAUCAUCUCAGGUCUCUACAUCUGGGAAACAUCGCGGGGCCUUAAACCGAUCUUCGCCGUGCGAAAGAAAAUGGAGCGCAAGAUUAUGCGGUACCUCAUCAUCGUCAACAUCCUCGUCAUCCUCCUCGACAUCAGCCUCAUCCUCACGCAGUACAUGAGCCACUUCAACAUCCAAACAACCUACAAACCCGUCGUGUACAGCAUAAAACUCAAGAUGGAGUUCGUGGUGCUGAAUAAAUUGCUGUUACUCGUGCAGCACAGCGAUUGCAAUUGCAUGCACAUCGCCGGCGAUCCCGAAACCCCACCACAAGACCCUUCACAGCUCGAAUGUCAAUCGAUCGAACGAAAUUCCUCUACGCGAACAGGGAGCGACGUUCCCAUUCAAAUGAACCACGUACAAAAGUACACUACCAAUGCCUCAUCACAGUCGGGAGGUCGUCACCAAAAGGCCAGCCCUCUUCACUUCCUCGACUACUCUCCUCAAACAGCCACUGAAGCACUACCCUCACCGCUGUUACGAGUUCCCCAACUGCAAAUGCCGAAGCCAUCACCCGACAUUGAUGCUCCCGUAAGCUAA